UAAAAUAGCUCGCAACAUGCUUGAGAUAGUGUUGCCAGCAACAUGAAUGUUAUGUCGAAUGUUGUUCGAAAGUGCAGCAUGUCGAAUUCGUAUGCUUGGACACAUGUUGCCAGUGCGUAAGCGAGUCAGCAAUAAAGUUGAGUUCUGCCCGAAUUGGAAUUGAAAUUGAAAUGGAAUCAAGUGGCGGGCGAUAAGAUAAAAACCGAAUGCUUAUCAGACUAAACAGGGGCGGGGGUAAUAUAGUUAUGACACCUGUAUUUAGCUGCUCUCACCUGCGCAGUUAGUCGCCCAUUGACAAUUGCUUCGAAUAGUCGCGCGAAUAUGAAACGAAUUAACUGAAAAGCCAAAAGCAAUUUUAAGCGAAAACGAAUCAUUCAAUCAUUGAAUCAUCGAACUUCGAAUAGUCUAAAAAAAUGGUACAGAACACUCGCAGCUCCGACCUAUCGCAGAUCGCAGUCAACGCCAAUAACAUACCCGAUGACAGCGUGGACUGUGGCAUCGAGGGCUUGGGCUGGUGUCGCGGCCCCGCCUGCCAGAAGUACGCUCGCCUGCGCACCUUCACGAUUGUCCUGCUCUGCUCGGGGCUGCUGCAAGGCGCCUGCGAGCUCUACUUCCGUGUCUCAGCCAAGCAGGCUGCCUUCCAGUACGGCUACAAUCCUCUAAUAAUCGAUUGGCUUCUGGUCAGCAGCGGCCUAUUCCAGGCGGUGUUCGCCUUGGCCUUCGCCUAUUGGGCGGACGUCUAUCAUCCGAUCAAGUGGCUGGUGGGCACUCUGAUGCUGCAGUCGGUGGCCUGUGUGGUUUCAGUGAUACCCUCCAUAAUGAACUUUGCUGACGGAGUCCAGUCGCAGGACGCCUUGGUGGAUGCCAAUCUGUGCUCCACCUCGCUGGCUCAGUUCCAGAAGCUGACGCUGACCGAGGCGCAGAGCAGCACCUUGACGCUGGUGAUGCUGUUCGUGCUGCAGCUGGCCUUGGGCCUGGGCUCGCUGGCCUUCUACACGCUGGGCAUCAGCUACAUCGAUGACAACUCGCUCUCGCAGGACAGUCCGGCUGUGAUUGCCGUCGUGCUGGCUGCCCGGGCCAUCGGCCAGCAGGUGGGCUCGUUCCUGGUGCUGGGCGUGGGGCUGACCAGUGUGGGCUGGUGGCUCGGCUGGGUGGUGCUUGCGCCUUUCAUCUUUGUGGGCGCCGUGCUGCUCGGACUCUUUCCCAAACGGCUGCCCAAGACGGUGAUCCACCAGGCCGCGCAGCGCAUCAUCGAGCAGUCGAACCUGAGAGCCUUCGGCAGCCAGUUCUCGACCUACCUGGACGACUCGGACUUUUGGCCCUCGCUGAAGCGGCUGUUCAACAAUCGCCUGCUCAUGGUCAACCUGCUGAGCGUCAUGUGCCUGCAGAGCGGCGUGCUCAACUACGGCCUGCAGGAGGAGAACUAUCUGCAGAGCCGCUUCUUCCUGCCCUACAACGAGCAGGACGGCCUCACGCAGGAGUGGCGCGCGGCCUUUGUCUCCUACUUCCUGCGGCCGCCGGUUAUGGCUGUGGGCAUGCUCAUCGCCGGGCUGCUCAUCUCGAAGGCGAAGCUCUCCGCGCGCACCAUAACGGGCAUCAACAUCUCGCUGGCGCUGCACCUGGUCGUCAUCUAUGUGAGCUACGUCUUCAUUAGCUGCGAUGUCGGCGCCAUUGCGGGCGUCGUUGGCGGCAAGCUCACGCAGCCGUAUUGCGCCAGCCAGUGCCUCUGCACGCCGACGGCCUUCAUGCCCGUCUGCCCGGAGAACAGCAGCGUCACCUACUUCUCGCCCUGCUAUGCCGGCUGCACCAAGCGCAGCAGCAUCAACAGCUUCGAGCUGUACGAGGGCUGCUCCUGCCAGGGCGAUCAGUCGCUCAACUCGGGCGGCACUUCGCGCGCCACACCUGGCGCCUGCAGCGCCGACACCUGCCAGAAGACCAUCAUCGUGUUCCAAAUAUUGAGCAUAUCGUCCGCCUUCCUGGUGGGCAUGUCUAUCAUCGGCAAGACCUUGAUCACCCUGCGAGCUGUGCUGCCACAGGACAAGGCGCUCGCCCUCGCCUUCGAGCUGAUGAUUGUGGGGCUCUUCGCCUAUGUGCCCGUGCAUCUCAGCUACGACCUGGUCACACGCACCACCUGCGUCUACUGGGCACCCAACUACGAGCGCUGUCUGCUGCGCGAGACCCCCAAGCACGGCAAUAUUUUGGACAUUUUGACUGCCUCAUUGAUUUUUGCCAGCGUGCUCUUCGACGUAUUGGUCUAUAUCUUUGCGAAGGGCCUGAAUCUGUACAACUGCAAGGUGACGGACAACAACUAUACGCCUUCGCUGUAUGCGCCAGUGCCGCACGAGGAUUCGGCUGCGGGGCGUGGCGGCAGUCCGACAAUGACGACGACAACCGUUGCCUCUGGCUCGCCCAUGCAACGACGCGAUGCACCACAGGAGGAGGCAGCUGUAGAACCACGUCGCUUGGAAGCCAGCGUCUACAGGCAACCCAGUUCGCUGACCGACUCAUCGGGCACCCAGAGCAUUGUUGAGCCGAAUGGCAACGGCGUGACCUACGCCCAGGUCGUCUUUCCGCCGGAUAAGCGCAAGCGAGAGGACGGCACCACGAGUCCCAAGCGCCUGGCUGUGCCAGCAAACGUGCCACUCCAUCAUCUCUCCGAGACGGAUGUGCGCACGCAGCUGGGCACACUCAAAUCCUUCAAUCCAGCCCAGUCAGCGGCGCACGAUACGGACGUGAUUGAAGAGCAGCCGUUGCCGGGCUACCAAGAAACAGUUGCUCCAACUGCCAGACCCCAGAGCCCAGAGACCGACUUCUAAGCUGGACGAUCAAAUAUUUACCUUUUCGAUUUCUAGCAACUAGUAUUUUUCAUGAGUUCUUCUCGCUUUUACUGUGUUUUUAUCAUUUACAUUUAAUUAUUUAUAGCAUUAAUCUAUAUAUA
This is a messenger RNA of Drosophila hydei, 2938 nucleotides long. It is a transcript of the gene Oatp33Eb, whose product is annotated as solute carrier organic anion transporter family member 1A1. NCBI's taxonomy places the organism in Eukaryota, Metazoa, Arthropoda, Insecta, Diptera, Drosophilidae. Gene Ontology annotation, biological process: transmembrane transport; sodium-independent organic anion transport. The transcript is spliced from 5 exons. Bases 414 to 2816 code for a protein of 800 amino acids. The record is from RefSeq and is a predicted model, not a curated record. Gene Ontology annotation, molecular function: protein binding. Gene Ontology annotation, cellular component: membrane.